CUUUUCCCCUUUCUCUUUUUCUCUUUUCUCCCACUUCUCUCUUUCUCUCUUUCUCUCUCUUCGCUCUCAUUCUCUUUCUUCUUCUUUCUUCUUCCUCCUUCAUCCGUUCAUUCUAUUUCGCCACUUCGCUGGUCUUGGCUGUUUGCGAGCCCAUUUCCUUCAUUGACUUUUUGGUUAAUCCUCCCUCUUCAACCCACUUUUAUUUAUUCAUUCAUUCCAUUCAUUCAUUCAUUCCUUCACAUCCAUCCUUUGAUACAAACUUUUAUCAUAGAUAUUCAACCAACCGAUACACAUUCAUCCCCACACUCUCUAUCUGUCACACCUUGUUCCUUUUCCCCACCUCAUUAAGCUCUAUCCUCUGUAAUGCAACAGCAGCAGACCUUUAAUCCAAAGGAUUAUCCCAUCGUCGUUGCUAUCGACUUUGGAACCACUUUCUCCGGAUGUGCCUAUGCUUAUGCUCAGGAUGACAAGGAAGUCAUUGAUAUCACCAGCUGGCCCAAACAAAACAUCCAGUACCCCAAGACACCAACACUCAACCUGUACAAAAAAGAUGAUCCCGAAAACAAGCUGGUAGCAUGGGGCUGGCGCGCCAAGAUGGAAACCCUCAAGCCCACCGCUCGACACCACACCCUUCUCUACCAAUACAAACUUCAUCUCGAUGAGAACCAACAGAGUGGACCCCUUGACGUCAACAUCACUGUUCUAGAAGCCAUCUCUCAUUACCUUGAUGCUUUCCACGAGUACGUCGUAGGCGAGAUUAUGCGUGGAUUCGCAAAGAACUUUCAGCGCGAUCACUUCCGUUACUGUCUCACCGUUCCUGCCAUGUGGUCUGACCGUGCUAAAAAUGUCAUGAGACAGGCUGCUGUCAAGGCAAAGUUGAUCAAGGAAUCCGACCACCCCGACCGUCUCAUGCUCAUCUCCGAACCCGAGGCUGCUGCACUCUACUGCGAACGCAAAUGCGACCAAUUCGAUCUUGGCAAUGGCGACCGAUUCAUGAUUUGUGAUGCCGGUGGUGGAACUGUCGAUUUGAUCGUCUUUGAAAUCGCCGUCACCUCUGCAGGACGUCGCCUGUCCGAGGUCACCAAGGGACAUGGUGCCUCCUGUGGGUCCGUCUUCCUCGACAGACAUAUGCGCCGCUUACUUGAGCAAAAGUUUGGACAUCACGCCGCCAAUUUCCCCGCCAACAUCAUCCCCAACUUGGUCGACACCUUUGCUGAUGUAAUCAAGCCUCAGUUUGAUGGCUUAGAGGACCAGUUCUUACAACUCCCUGCCAACCGCUGUUUUGAUGAUUUGGAGGAUCCCGAGGCUGUGGGCAUUGACGAUGGAUACCUUGUCCUCACCGCUGCGGAACUCAAGGAGAACGUAUUCGAACCUGUAGUGAAGGAUGUGCUAUCAUUGAUUCAGGAACAACUCACACAGGCAAAGGACUGCUCCGCCAUCUUUUUGGUCGGAGGAUUCGGCUCAUCAAAUUACCUCUACAGCCGUGUUAAAGCACAGUUCAGCAAUCAAGUUCCCCUCAUCUCCAUUCCCCCUCGUCCAGAGUUGGCUGUCGUCCGUGGAGCUGUCUGUGUAGGUCUCAACCCCCGUGUAGUCACAUCACGUAUCGCACGUCGUUGCUACGGUAUCUCAUCGGAUCAGCCCUUCGAGAAGGGUAAAGAUCCCUUGGCCAAGCGCAAGUUCGAGGUCAAUGGUGUUUGGUGCAUUGAUCGCUUCUCGCCCUAUGUCCGAAAGGGUCAGAAGCUUAAUGUGGACGAGUGUAUCUCCAGAGAGUUCUCGUUCACGAAAUACUCGGAAGCACCUGAGGACUACAACAUUGCCUUGUAUGCAGCAGACACAGAUGGUGAUCCGCCACGUUAUACCACAGAUGCUGGUGUCUCCAAGUUGGCAGACAUCCCUAUUCCAUGCCCACACGCUCCCUCUGCACGUCUCGGUUCUAUGGUCAAGGUCAAGGUCAAUAUGAACUUUGGACUGAACGAAAUUCAAGCCGAGGCCGUCGUUGGAGACAAAGUCUACAGCACGACUCUCCAAUUCGAUGCUGUAGAUACAUAUUAAAAGAUUAUUUGGUUUAUACAACACGGACUGGGUGCUCAUUAUCAUUAUCAUUUCUGUUCUUCUCACCAAAAUAAAGUUUUUUUUUU
Molecule: messenger RNA, 2138 nt
Organism: Lobosporangium transversale
Lineage: Eukaryota; Fungi; Mortierellomycota; Mortierellomycetes; Mortierellales; Mortierellaceae
Exons: 3
Coding region: 364-2052 (562 amino acids)
Source: RefSeq, a predicted model, not a curated record